AAAAAGUUAUACGGAAGCAAGACAGCACUAUGAAAAUGACUCCAAUCAAGAGGUAUUGCAAGAUGAGAAGGUCUAUGCUGUAGAUAUGCAGAAAGUCUUACUCUUGCCCAAAAUGUCAACCAAGGAAUCUUUUUUUGUUUCAAGGUUGGUCGUAUUCAAUGAGACGUUUGCGUCACUUCAUAAGGACGGAAAUAUUUGCGUGAUGUGGCAUGAGGCUAUAAGAGGCAGGUCCGCGACGGAUGUUGCAUCGGCAUACUACAACGUAAUAAAAAAUUCAGACAAUGUUACCAAAAAAUUUACAUUCUGGGUAGACAACUGUUCUGCUCAGAACAAGAAUUGGACACUAUAUUCUGCUUUUGCGACUUUUGUAAAUUGUGAAUGGGGUCCAGAAGAGAUCACCCUAAAAUAUUUUGAACCAGGCCAUUCAUUUAUGGCUGCGGAUUCGGUUCAUGGCCGAAUCAGCACAGAAAUGAAAAAACACCCAAACAUAUAUGAUUUUGAACAGCUUCUGAAAAUAAUUGAGCAGUCCUCAAAAAAAACUAAAUGUUUGCCUAUAAAUAAUUUUGAUUUUUUCCUCUUUGAAGAUGGAAGCAAACAAAGAAAAAGCAAUAAUAUACCUCUUCUUGAAAAAAUUAAGCUCGCUCAGUUUCGCAAAGGAUGCAGACACUUGUUUUAUAAAGAAUGCCAUAAUGAAACUGUCUUUCAGGAAGUCGAGUUUUUGAAAAAAAAAGUUGAUCUCAAAUUCCCUAUACAUCCUUUUGUCGAGCCACUGGGAUUGAACUCAGAAAAAAGAGAAACAAUUUUAAAAAAAUUGGUACCAUCCUUCAAAGAUGAAAGAAAGAAACUAUUUUGGCAGUUUUUGCCAUCUAAUGAUAAUUCCAAAGACUUAUGUGUGGUAUCAGAGGCUUAG
Molecule: messenger RNA, 910 nt
Organism: Acanthoscelides obtectus
Lineage: Eukaryota; Metazoa; Arthropoda; Insecta; Coleoptera; Chrysomelidae
Source: the annotation of a GenBank genome assembly